This is a messenger RNA of Carassius gibelio (silver crucian carp), 1992 nucleotides long. Its product is annotated as calphotin-like. NCBI's taxonomy places the organism in Eukaryota, Metazoa, Chordata, Actinopteri, Cypriniformes, Cyprinidae. The record is from RefSeq and is a predicted model, not a curated record. The coding region runs from base 16 to 1983 and encodes 655 amino acids. The transcript is spliced from 2 exons.
AUAGGAACCAGCGGUAUGUCAAUUUUCCGUUCCCCAGCCAAGAUGGCGGAGAGGCGGGUCAAGUAUCUUCGGUUGACCGCCCUCCGUCAAGAGGGCAACGAAGUGGGUGCCCUGGCUCAAGUGUUCUGGUCCCUGGCUGAAGGCCUGGGAUACAAUGAUGCGGCCCUUAAGGACCACUUCAAUGGCGGCCUGGAUGAUCCAGUGCCUCAGGCAGAGAUGGAGCAGUUAGAGACGCUGGAGUUCUGGGAAUUCGUGCGCUACCUGCAGUUUCGGUGUCGGUGGGAUGCCCCAGCCACUCCUGUCUCUUCCGGCAGGGUGGUCGUCAGCCCAGCACCACUGCCCAGGAUGGCCGUCAGCCCAGCGCCACAGUACAAGAUGGCCGCCAACCCAGCGCCAAUGCCCAAAUUGGCCACCGGUCCAGCACCAGAGUACAAGAUGGCCGUCAGUCCAGCGCCACAACACAAAAUGGCCACCAGCCCAGCGCCACAGCACGAGAUGGCCGCCAGCCCAGCGCCACAGCAUGAGAUGGCCGCCAGCCCAGCGCCACAGCACAAGAUGGCCGCCAGCCCAGCGCCACAGCACAAGAUGGCCGCCAGCCCAGCGCCACAGCACGAGAUGGCCGCCAGCCCAGCGCCACAGCACAAGAUGGCAGACUCAAAGCCUGAGUCUCCAGAUAAGGUGCACAAUGCUGUCCCGGAGGUAGAGGCGGUGCACGAUGCUGUCCCGGGGGCAGAGGCGGUGGCCAAUGCUUUUCCGGAGGCCGAGGCAGUGCCCGUUGCUGUUCCAGAGGCCGAGGCGGUGCCCGAUCCUGUUCUGGAGGCCGAGGCGGUGCCCGAUCCAGUUCUGGAGGCCGAGGCGGUGCCUGAUGUCGAGGCAGCGCCCAUUGCUGUUCCAGAGGCCGAGGCGGUGCCCGAGGCCGUUCCCGAGGCAGUUACCAAGGCGGUGCCCGAGGCUGUUCCAGAGGCCGAGGCGGCGCCCGAUCCAGUUCUGGAGGCCGAGACGGUGCCUGAUGCCAAGGCGGCGCCCGAUCCAGUUCUGGAGGCCGGGGCGGUGCCCGAGGCUGUUCCCAAUGCAGUUACCGAGGCGGUGCCCGACGCUGUUCCAGAGGCCGAGGUGGUGCCCGAGGUCGAGGCAGCGCCCAUUGCUGUUCCAGAGGCCGAGGUUGCACCCGAGGCCGAGGCGGUGCCCGAGGCUGUUCCGGAGGUCGAGGCGGUGCCCGACGCUAUUCCAGAGGCCGAGGUGGCACCCGAUGCCGAGGCGGUGCCCGAGGCUGUUCCGGAGGUCGAGGCGGUGCCCGAGGCUGUUCCAGAGGCCGAGGCGGCGCCCAAUCCAGUUCUGGAGGCCGAGGCGGUGCCUGAUGCCAAGGCGGUGCCCGAGGCUGUUCCAGAGCCAGGGCCAGUCACCGAGGACCCUCCAGAGCCAGGGCCAGUCACCGAGGACCUUCCAGAGCCAGGGCUAGUCACCAAUUACCCUCCAGAGCCAAGUCAAGUCACUGGGUGGUCUGCUGCUCCGUUCUGGGGGACUCCGACGUUGACCACGUGGACGUGGUGGUCUUCUGCUCCGCCCUGGAGGGCUCUGACUUUGACCACAAGGCUGUGGUGGUCUUCUGCUCCGCCCUGGAGGGCUUUGAAUUUGACCACAAGGCUGUGGUGGUCUUCUGCUCCGCCCUGGAGGGCUCUGACUUUGACCACAAGGCUGUGGUGGUCUUCCUCUCCGCCCGGGAGGCCUUUGACUUUGACCACAAGGCUGUGGUGGUCUUCCGCUCCGUCCUGGUGGGCGCCUCAACAGGUCCUUCAGGGAUUUCUGUGGGUUGUUUUGGGUUUUGUUAUCUUUCCGUCUGUUCCCCUCAGUUUGUCUGGCCCUCCGUCCCUCCCCCUGUACCUCCUCCGGUCCUCCUCCCUCCUGGUCUCCCUGUUUUAUGUUUUCAUUUCUGGUGUUUGUCCCCCAUGUGUUCCUUUUCCGGCCCUCCGUCCCUCCCCCUGAGCCUCCACC